Molecule: messenger RNA, 763 nt
Organism: Oryza sativa Japonica Group (Japanese rice)
Lineage: Eukaryota; Viridiplantae; Streptophyta; Magnoliopsida; Poales; Poaceae
Product: NADH dehydrogenase [ubiquinone] 1 beta subcomplex subunit 8, mitochondrial
Source: RefSeq, a predicted model, not a curated record
CCUACACUCCUGCGUCUUCCUCCUCUCCGCCGCCGCCGCCGACGAGCACAACCGCACACGAGACGACGUCACCCACAACCGCACGCGCAGAUCCGAGAGGCGAGAGCGAGAGCGAGGUGGGAAUGGCAGGGAGGCUGACCGCGGCGGGAUCCCGCGUCCUGGGCGGCCAGGGCGCCGCUGCCCGCGCCGCGGUGUCCGCGCUCCGCCACCGCGCCGGCAUGGGCCUCCCCGUCGGCAGGCACAUCGUCCCCGACAAGCCCCUGCCGACGAACGACGAGCUGGUGUGGGACAACGGCACGCCCUUCCCGGAGCCCUGCAUCGACCGCCUCGCGCCGCACAUCGGCAAGUACGAGGCGCUGGCCUGGCUUUGCGGUGGGCUCGGAUUCUUCGCUACUCUUGGCUUGGCUGCCACCUUGAACGACAAGGCCUCCAAGAUCCCCUAUACUCCAAAAGUCUACCCAUUUGACAAUUUGAGAGAGGAACUUGGUGAUAGACCAUAGAAGAAGACCCCACUUCCUCAAGUGAUGUGAUGGACUGAAUUCUCUUGCCUUCUUUAAUCAGAGAAAAAAACAGGACAAUUCCAAUGUUCCUGAUGGUUGUCUUUGUUGUCGCUGUAUUUUUAUAAGUUACAAUCUUGUGAUUUGCUGAAUCCUGCCAAGCAUGGCUUUGUUCUAUAAUAAUGCGAUGAGUGUCUUUGAGCAACUAUUGCACAUGCUAAGGAAUUGACUCUUGACGAUUUAAAGUUAGAAUUUUCAAGUGCCUA